Molecule: messenger RNA, 1847 nt
Organism: Priapulus caudatus
Lineage: Eukaryota; Metazoa; Priapulida; Priapulimorpha; Priapulimorphida; Priapulidae
Product: NEDD8-conjugating enzyme Ubc12-like
Exons: 5
Coding region: 118-660 (180 amino acids)
Source: RefSeq, a predicted model, not a curated record
ACACGUCCUGUGCGUCGAAGUAGGGACUGUUAUUACUUAAUCCUGAUUACUCGUUCUCUUCUGGUUGUUAUUUAUAUUUAGAUUUGUGAUAUAAUCACACUUAAAACAGGCUUCGUCAUGAUUAAGUUAUUUUCAUUAAAACAACAGAAGAGAGACGGUGAGACCGUCCAGCAUCCGGGAACGCGACAAUCAGCUGCUCAGCUUAGAAUCCAGAAAGAUAUUAAUGAGCUGAAUUUGCCAAAAACGUGUCAGGUCGAUUUCCCAGAUCAGGACGACCUGCUAACCUUUAAACUCAUCAUCUCACCAGAUGAGGGUUUCUAUCGAGGCGGUAGGUUUUCAUUCAGCUUCAAAGUAGGUCAGGGCUACCCACAUGAACCUCCUAAAGUCAAGUGUGAGACACUAGUUUACCAUCCCAACAUUGACCUGGAGGGAAACGUCUGUCUAAAUAUAUUAAGGGAAGACUGGAAGCCAGUUUUGACAGUUAACUCCAUUGUGUAUGGCUUACAGUACCUCUUCCUGGAGCCGAACCCUGAAGACCCGCUUAACAAGGAAGCUGCCGAGGUGCUUCAGAGCAAUCGAAGACUCUUCGAACAGAACGUACAGAAAUCGAUGCGGGGAGGCUACAUCGGGGCCAUCUACUUUGACCGUUGUCUCAAAUGAUUCAUCGCUCGCGCGAGCGCGAGCGUGCCAUCCCUCCUGCCUUGUGUAAAUAGACUCGCGUGCGGCAUUCCCACAAUGCAACGCGCUAACACGGUCGCGGGAGCGUUCGUGUUUGCCGACGGUUCCCGCGCGGGCGGGGCGCUCGUUCUGCCGCCCGCUCGAACUGUGAUGCUCAGUGCAGCGGCUGCUGCAUUGUGGGAAGGCAUGCUGCACUGCCAUACUGUGGGCACGCGUCCGCGUAUGGUGAACGAUGGGGCCACAACGUUGCUGGCACAUUGGCAGUCUCUCUUUUCGUAAUUUCGGAAAAUCUUAGUUGGGUUCAGGACGUCUCUCAGUCUCUGUGUACCGGUGGAUGGUACCCAGGCUGUAGCAGGAAGUUGUGGUGCUCUACAAUCGCCAAGCAGUUGCUAAUAGCACUCUACUAUGUUCAAAUCAUCCUUAGAAUAUUUAAAUAUUGGGCUAAUCUGGAUGCGUAGUUUGUGACAAUUUCUAUAGUACGAUGAGGCUGAAGGUCAUGAAUAAUACGUUAAUUUUGAACGUGUGUGACUCACAUGCAAGAUGAUUUUUGCAGAUAUGUUGUGUAUAAAAGCACAUUUAUACGUACGACGUACUUUGUAAAACACUGUAGAUACCUUGUAAACUGUAGGGUGUUUAGCAGUAACACUCUUUAACGCCUCUUGUUUCCUUGUCGGUUUGCUAUGAUAUUAAUGUUUUGUAGUUAACAGCAAACAAUGACUAUUGAUCACCCUGUUGAUGAAAGUUAAAGCUAUCGAAUUCUAACAUUGUCUAUAUCCACCAUUUUUUUCUAAAUAUAGGCACGAACUAACACGUUGCUGAUACUUGUAUCGUGCCGUACACAUCUCUGAGGCAUGUCUGAAUGUCAUGUGAAACUUCGUGCAUUGCAAGGUUAGAAAAUAUGGACGUGACACUCGUAUGCGUGCAAGGCGUUCGAUUGUGUCCAAGAGCCACCAUUUUGUUGUUGUCCCGUGUAAGAUAACAACAUAAUGCUGCACUGCAGAUAUUUAGUGGUAAAGCAGGGAAACUCCAUGUUGCCAUGCUAUUUCGGAUCAUGCACCGUAGUAGCUGGUCAUGGUGCAGAGCUGAUGUCCAGGAUCCAGCUUUGUUAUAUCGUAUAUUAAUAAAUCAAUAUAAAAAAUAAAGAAUGUGUGAAUAUGAUGUAAUCUCAA